GGAAGGCUACAUUUUUCCAACCGGUGGGGUUGUGAAACAGUUACAGGUGUGACAACAUUCAGCGACUAGAAUUCCAGUGAAUUACAAGUUCCUUUCAAUAUCGUCUGCCUAGCAGGGACCCCUAUCAUUCUGGUUAAGUUGAACUAACUCAGAAUGGACGGGGGAAAGAGGGUCUGGGUCCCUCACAAUAUUGAGGGCUUUAAGCUAGGCCGGAUUGUGGACAUAGGCUCGGAUACAAUUUGUAUCGAGCCCUUCGAUGCCCCGGGGACUACAAUCAACUCGCUGUACGACAGAACCUUCCCUGCUGAGGAGUAUGACAACAAGGACUGUGAGGAUAACUGUGCCUUGAUGUAUCUGAAUGAGGCAACUCUUCUACACAACAUUAAAAUCAGAUACAUGAAGAACCAGAUCUAUACAUACACUGCAAACAUUCUGAUUGCCAUAAACCCGUACUAUGAGGUUCCUGACUUGUACACAGUCGCAACAAUCAAGAAAUAUCAGGGCAAGUCUUUGGGGACAUUACCACCUCAUGUCUAUGCUAUAGCUGACAAAGCCUACCGUGACAUGAAGGUGACCAAGAGCAGUCAGUCAAUCAUCGUCAGUGGUGAGUCAGGUGCCGGCAAGACGGAGUCAACCAAGCAUGUCCUCAAGUACCUGACAGAGAGCUGGGGGACACAUGCCGGUCCCAUAGAGCAGCGGAUCCUGGAAUCAAAUCCACUGCUUGAAGCUUUUGGAAAUGCUAAAACUGUGAGGAACAACAACAGCAGCCGCUUUGGCAAGUUUGUGGAGAUUCACUUUGACAACAAGAAUUCUGUGUGUGGCGGGUUCAUCUCCCAUUAUUUGCUUGAGAAGAGCCGUAUUUGUACGCAGUCCUCAGAGGAGCGCAACUACCACAUCUUCUACAGGCUGUGUGCAGGUUCACCUGAAGACCUGCGGCAGAAAUUCAAGCUUGGGGCACCUGACCAGUACCAGUACUUGAAAAGAGGGAACACUCAGUACUUUUGCAACCGCAAGUCAGAAAAGAAUAUGAGUGACAACAGGAAGAGUCAACAGUACCUGAAACAAGGAAGUCUGAGGGACCCAGUGCUGGACGACAUCCAAGACUUCAAUGUGUGUGAUGCCGCCAUGAAGCACCUGGGCUUCAAGGAUGAAGAGAGGCUGGGCAUCUACGCUCUUGUGGCAGCCAUUUUACAUCUGGGCAACAUUUCUUUUGAGGACAACGCUGAUGAUGCAAAAGGUGGCUGCAAGGUGGUGAAAGCAGCUGAAGAUUCACUGCAGAUGGCUGCGUCACUUCUGUCUGUGGACAAGGAUGAACUGAGAGACUCGUUGAUCAGCAGGGUCAUGCAGGCCACCAGGGGUGGCUCUAAGGGGACGGCUAUCAAGGUCCCCCUGAAGACCUCUGAAGCCUCCAAUGCUAGAGAUGCUUUAGCCAAGGCUGUCUACUCGCGUAUGUUCGACUACAUCGUUGAUAUGGUCAACAAGGCCAUCCCAUUUGGUACCUCUGUUAGCUACAUCGGUGUGUUGGACAUUGCUGGAUUUGAAUAUUUCCAAGUGAACAGUUUUGAGCAGUUUUGUAUCAACUACUGUAAUGAAAAGUUGCAACAGUUCUUCAACGACAGAAUCCUAAAAGAAGAGCAACAACUCUAUGACAAGGAAGGCUUGAAUGUGAAGAAGAUUGAGUGGACAGACAACCAGGAUUGUAUCGAGCUGAUUGAGGCCAAGGGCUGCGGCAUCUUUGACCUGCUGGAUGAGGAGAGCAAGCUGCCCACACCCAAGUAUGACCACUUCACCAGCGAAGUCCACUCCCGCAACAAGGAUCACUUCAGGCUCAGUGUUCCAAGAAAAUCCAAGCUCAAAUUCCACAGAGAUGUUCGAGACACAGAGGGAUUUUUGAUUCGCCAUUUUGCUGGGGCUGUUUGCUAUCACACUACCCAGUUUAUUGAGAAGAACAACGACGCCCUGCAUGCGUCCCUGGAGUUCCUGAUCCAAGAUACCAAGAACCCCCUGCUCAAGAAGCUCUUCCAGGACACGGAGUCUACAGCAGGCAAGCUCAACUUCAUCAGUGUGGGCUCCAAGUUCAGGAAACAGCUGUCUAUCCUCAUGGAGAAGCUCAAAACUACAGGCACCAACUUCAUCCGUUGUAUUAAGCCUAAUGCUAAAAUGGUUGACCACAUGUUUGAAGGGUCAAACAUUCUCAGCCAGCUCCAAUGUGCAGGCAUGGUGUCAGUGUUGGACCUUAUGCAGCAAGGCUACCCCUCGCGUACACAGUUCUCUGAGCUGUACAACAUGUACAAGAAGUAUCUGCCACCAGAGUUGUCUCGCCUUGACCCACGCCUCUUCUGUAAAUCACUGUUCAAGGCUCUGGGCCUGGACGAGAAGGACUUCAAGUUUGGGCUGACCAAGGUUUUCUUCCGUCCUGGCAAGUUUGCUGAGUUUGACCAGAUCAUGAAGAGUGACCCAGAGAACCUGGCUGAGUUGGUCAAGAAGGUCAAGAAGUGGCUGCUCCAGUCCCGCUGGAAGAAGGCCCAGUGGUGCACCCUGUCAGUCAUUAAAUUAAAAAAUAAGAUCCGCUAUCGUGCCACCAAGUUCAUUAUGAUUCAGGCCCAUGUGAGGAUGUGGAGAUGUGCCAGAAAGUUCAAACCUAAAUAUGAGACCAUCCAGAAAGUGAAGUCGUUCCAAGCUCAGCGCACAUUGAUGGACCAGAUUGUGUCCCAGCUGAAGAAAGAAAAAGAGCAGUGGAUGAAGGCAGUCAAGGAGGUGGAGAACAGCCAGGAGGACUUCAUCAAGAAGAUUAGGACGACUGAUAUGAAGCGUGAAGAAAUGACCCGGAUGACCAACACUCUGGCAGCAAACAUGGAUUCUCUUCUCAAAGACUUGACCAAGAAACUUGAGGAGCAGAAGAACAAGGAGGAGCAGGAGAGGCUUAGGAAAAUACAGGAACAACUGGAACUGGAGCGCAAGCAAAGAGAAGAAGAAGAAAGAAAGCGUAAAGAGGAGGAAGAACAGAGGAAGUUGAAAGCUGAUCUGGAGAGGAAGAGGCAGAAAGAAGAGGAAGCCAGGAAGAAACAAGAGGCUGAGGACAAGAAAGCUGCGGAGGCGUUACAGAAACAGCUCAAUGAGCAAGCUAAAGAGAAUGCACAGAGACAGGCCGCCCUGAACCAGGAACACAGGGACAGGGAGCUUGCCCUACGUCUGGCCAUGGAGGACCAGAGUGCUGUAGAAGAUAUUAUCCUGCCACCCCCCUUGCCACGCGCUGCCUCAGUUGUUGCCGCACAGAAAGCUGCUGCGUCUAAGAAGUACGACCUGACCAAGUGGAAGUAUGCUGAGCUACGUGAUGCCAUCAACACAUCUUGUGAUCUGGAGCUCUUGGACGCUUGUCGUGAAGAGUUCCACCGCCGCUUGAAAGUCUACCACGCAUGGAAGACGAAAAACAAGAAGAGGACAGACAAGAAGGAGCAGCACGCUCCCAACUCUGUUGAGGCCAAUGCUGCAUCUCCUGCCCCCCCUACCCGAGGGUCAGCCCCAGCCAACGCCCAGCAGCGCUACUUCAGGAUCCCAUUUGCUCGUCCCUCAGAUGAGUACCGUGAGGAGACCAAACAUGGCAUGUGGUACGCCCACUUUGAUGGCCAGUGGAUAGCCAGACAAAUGGAGAUCUAUCCUGACAAGACGCCCAUCCUGCUGCUGGCUGGUAUUGAUGACAUGCAGAUGUGUGAGCUGUCUAUCGAGGAGACAGGGCUGACACUGAAGAAAGGCGCUGAAGUUUUGGAAAAUGAAUUUGAAGAAGAAUGGAACAAACACGGAGGACAGAAUGUUCUGAAGGCUAAUGCCAAGAAGAUCACCUCCAAGUUUCUGCAGAAAAAACUUGGUAUAACAAAGUAGAUAACUGUUAGCCAGAGAAACUGUUUAUUUAUAACAUUCCAUUCAACUAAACAUUCCUCUCACAAAACUAAUUGUCCUUCUCUCAAGGGGAAGUAAGUAAUAGUCCAUGGAUUUUUUUUUUAUUGUCAAUUAUUAUACAAGCUAGCUCAAACGUUUUUAAAAAAUCCAGUUUAAACUUAGCAGCACCUAAAUAAUUAAAUUUUUUGUUGACAAAUUAUAAUUAAAGGAAUUAAAAGCUAAUUUUAUUCCACAACACAUAUUUUAAGGCAAGUAGUUUGUUAAAUGAAAUAGUUUUUCAUGUCCGCUCUAUCUGAGAUCACAUGCUCAUCUGAUUAUAAUAUCAUGUUUUUUAUCAUGGUAGAAUACAUCUAGGGUUGUGUUGUAUCAUUAGUAAAGCUUACAAUCAUCUGUUAUAUUUAUUGUUCAGUUCAGAGCUCACAUACUAUACCACAAAUCUUGUUUGUCAUUCAAUGCUGUAGUUUACUAGACUUUUCUCAUGCUUUUUAUACCUUAAAGACAGACAUGUUUUGUUUGAUACAAACACAUUUACAUUUUGGCAUAAUUGACAAUGUGUUCAGUAUUGAAUAUCCCACCACUUUGCCUUCAUGGAAAUAAUUUAUGCAAGUAGGCCAAAUUAUGUUUAUUGUUUUGGAUCGGGACCAGAUUUUUUUAAGUAUACAAAUUUGCUGUAAAGAAAAAAAAAGGGUAAAAAUAGACUGCACCGUGUGAAGUGGGCAGGAACAAAGAUGGAUGUUGAAGGAUUCUUGGCUUUACUAAAUAAACGUUGACUCUUUAGGUGCAAGUUUUAAACUAUUUUUGUUGUAGCUUGCACAACUGUCUCUUUAAAAUUUAUUUAUUUUAAUGUUUAAAUUUAUUUUUAUAAUGCCAAUUAAGGUUGUUAUAUUGGAUGUUAUUUUAAGUGUUGUUUUUACAUAUGAUUAACUCAUACAACAUGAAAACUGUAUAGCAAACAAGCCAUUAAAAUCGUAAGACAGACUUUAGCGUGAUACAACUUCGGGUGAUUCAGAAUUGUGAGGGCAAGACUGCAUCUUUAUUUUUCUAGAUAAAGCAUUACAUUUCUUUUGUGAACCUUCAUACCAGCUGCCUUCAGCCUGAGUAACAUGUAGUUACCCAGGGGAAUCUAGUUUAGUUUUUUUUUUUUUUUAAAUCUCACUUAUUGGUCACAUUGUGUUGUAAAGAAACUAUUUUUAGAUUUGUGUUCCUGUGUAAUGGAGUUAUCUAACAUGUGUUGAUGUGAUUUAUUGUAUGCUGCACAUGACUGAAUACCUUUGCUAUUUUUGUAUGCUUACAUUUUUUUGUAACAAGUAAACAAACUAGCCAUCUUGAAUGUUUGUAUGAACUUAAACAUCAGUGUAGUUUAGAAUUCAUUGAACCACAUUGCCAGGACAGCAAAUAAAAUCUAAUCCACCUUUUUUUCUAAUUUAGUAAAUACCAUAUAUUACAUACUUAAAUGUUUGCUUUGAAUAGAUCUAUUUUGUAAUAAUUUAUAAAAGUGAUGUUUGGGGUAUUGUUCUUUUUUAUCUAAAUAAACAACCACAAGGUUUUAUUUGUGAUAUAUUAAAAAUAAAGAAAUUCUUUUUUUAGAUGUAAAAUCUAUUUUGUGAUCAUUUAUUCAUGUUGUACAACACAUUCCAGGCUUCAAGAAUAAAAAAUAAAUUGAUCUCAGUC
Messenger RNA from Physella acuta, 5568 nucleotides. Its product is annotated as unconventional myosin-VI. The record is from RefSeq and is a predicted model, not a curated record. Lineage: Eukaryota; Metazoa; Mollusca; Gastropoda; Physidae. Gene Ontology annotation, cellular component: endocytic vesicle; myosin complex; plasma membrane. Gene Ontology annotation, molecular function: microfilament motor activity; ATP binding; actin filament binding. Gene Ontology annotation, biological process: actin filament organization; actin filament-based movement.